CCAGUGCAUUACUGUCUUUAUGACAAUGUGAAAGAUCCCGGUGCAGAUGGAGUCUGUAACUUGCAAAAGGGUAUUGUUUUGUAAUAUCCAUAUUGUACUUCACGUUUGUGAACCUUAAAAAUGUUGUUUUAUAUAAAAAAGAGCGUUGCAAAUUGUUCAGUUCAGCUCCGGGACAGAAAGAAAGGAUUGUGCAUAUGCGCAGGUUCAUUUCGCUGCAUGAAUAUUUAUUUUAAUCCGGACAGUUACUGUAAAAUCGAGUACAAUGAUUUAUGAAACUGCUGAAUCACGACAGUUUCGGGCUUUUGUUAAUUCGCCACGCUGGCAUUGUGCUAGAACUAUGGCUUUCUACCCUUCAAUGUGCUAAUAAUAUUAUUUCGUGGUUAGGUGCAUUAUGAAGAUCAAAUAAUAUUAAUUAAAAAAAUUAAUGAGGCUACUGUAUUUUUUUUACAGCUUUAUGCAAUAUUUAGAAAAUCACAUUAAAAAUAGACGCAUCGUCAUUGUGUUUACGGUGUGCUAAUGGUUUUGUAGCGAUGAUGGCAGACUGCGUCAGCACACGCCAGCACUGCAGCUACCCAUUCGGCCUCUGGAAGAAGAUCGUGCUGGCAAGAGUACAUCAGCAAUAAAAACGUUCUCAACUGGCACCAGAUAUGGAGUCAGGGGGCGUAACCAGUAUAGAUCCCAAGCUGGAAUAUACAUCUUCAUCUGUUUCCAGUUCACACCUGGACGUGAACACUAAUGAUGUCUUAAACGGGAGCAUCAGUGAUAGCAACGUCAACUACAUCAGCAAUGCAGCAACACCAAAAGGAGGAAGCGACCCCAGCGUGUACCUUUCUUCAAAUUAUCAAGGACUCCUCCGUCAAAGGUUUGUCAGGAAGAACCUGUGGCUGUCCGACUCUGACGACCAAACGUCUGAAGCCGCUGAAUGUGACAAUAUCAACAAGCCCGUGAAUGGGAACAUUGACAGGACACGUGGGACGCGCCGGGAGACGUCGAGCACCGAGAGCCAAGGCGCUCACAAGCACAGUGCCACGGAGAGUGUGAGCGCUGACGAAGACAAGGAACGCAAUGACACUGAUCACAAAGUCCACGUUGCCGCCUCCGACCAUGAGAGCAGCACUGGCAAAGCGGUCAGCGAUGAGAACGAGGAGGAGGCGGAGAUGAAAGCCGUCUCCACCUCACCAAGUGGCAGGUUUCUCAAGUUUGACAUUGAGCUUGGGAGAGGAUCCUUCAAGACCGUCUACAAGGGUCUGGACACGGACACCUGGGUUGAAGUUGCCUGGUGUGAACUGCAGGAUCGCAAGCUGUCCCGGGCAGAGCGGCAGCGUUUCAAGGAGGAAGCUGAGAUGCUGAAGGGCCUCCAGCACCCCAACAUUGUGCGCUUCUAUGACUUCUGGGAGUCUGCAGUCAAGGGCAAGGGGUGCAUUGUGCUGGUGACUGAGCUGAUGACGUCUGGAACGCUGAAAACGUACCUGCGCAGGUUUAAGCUCAUGAAACCCAAGGUGUUACGCAGCUGGUGCAGACAGAUUCUGAAGGGCCUGCAUUUCCUACACACCCGGACCCCGCCCAUCAUCCACCGUGACCUCAAGUGUGAUAACAUCUUCAUCACGGGCCCCACGGGCUCCGUCAAGAUCGGAGACUUGGGUCUGGCGACACUCAAGAGAGCCUCAUUUGCGACGAGUGUCAUAGGAACCCCGGAGUUCAUGGCCCCAGAAAUGUAUGAAGAGCACUAUGACGAGGCUGUAGAUGUCUACGCCUUCGGCAUGUGCAUGCUGGAGAUGGCCACCUCGGAGUACCCUUAUGCUGAGUGCCAGAAUGCAGCGCAGAUAUACCGCAAGGUCACCAGUGGGGUCAAGCCUGCCAGUUAUGACAAGGUCACUGACCCUGAGAUCAAGGAGAUAAUCGGGGAAUGUAUCUGCCAUCACAAGGACAAGAGGUUCUCCAUCAAGGACCUUCUGAGCCAUGCCUUCUUUGCGGAAGACACAGGGCUGAGGGUAGAGCUGGCCGAGGAGGACGACGGCAAGAAGUCGUCCAUUGCUUUGAAGCUUUGGAUUGAGGAUCCGAGAAAGCUGAAGGGCAAGUAUAGGGAGAGUGGAGCCAUUGAGUUCACGUUCGACCUGGAGAAGGAAGUCCCAGAGGGUGUAGCCCAAGAGAUGGUGGAGUCUGGCCUCUUCCAAGAGAGUGACGUCAAGGCUGUGGGUAAGUCGAUCCGCGACCGGGUGUCUCUAAUCCGGUGGAGGCGGGAGCGUGCAAUGUCUGCAGAAGAGGGGGAUAAGCAGAAGGAUGGAGGCAGUAUGCCCUGCCGCAAGGUCCCUUGGGAGACAAGCCCCCCUACUGUGCCUGACCCCCAAGAACCAACGGCUGAUCAACCAGCUGGCAUACCCUACAUUACUUCCCCCUCAGACAGUGCCAUGGACGAAUGCCUUGGCUUUACUGUGCAGACAGACGUGAAUGCCGGACAGCACAGCUUCAACGUGAUACAGCCAGACCCCAAUACCUGUCAACACGUUUUCAACACAGUGCAGCCAGAUGCCAGCGUUGUGCUACAGAGCAUCAACACAAUACAACCAGAUGCCAGUGCUGGUCAGCACAGCUUCAGUACAGUACAGCCAGAUGCCAACGCUAGUCAACAUGUCUACAACACAAUACAACCAGGUGCCAAACCUGUUCAACAUGUCUUCGACACAAUACAACCAGAUGCAAGCGCUAGUCAAAAUGGCUUCAACAACAUGCAGCCAGAUGCCAUCGCCAGUCAACAUGGCAUCAGCAUGAUUCAGCCAGAUACCAACACUGGUCAGCACAGUUUUAACAUGAUGCAACCAGAUGCCAACUCUGGUCAGUACAGUUUCACUUUCAUGCAGCCGGAUGCCCGUUCUGCUCAGAACGUACCCUGUCUGUCCCAACAGGAGACUCUUUUUCCUUCUGUCUCAUCAGUCUGUAUCCCUUUAGCCUCUGAGCUCCGGCAGCAGCUCCCAACCCGGAUGCAACAAAAUCUCUAUCAGCCGCUGUCGACCCAGCUUUUCCAGGAAUCCUACCACACACUCCCAGCUCAGAUACCCCAGGGGACCUUCCAGACACUGCAGACAGCCCAGCUACAUCACGUUCAAUAUCAGGCUACAUACCAGACACUCCAGGGGUCCCAGCAAUCUCCCUCAACUCAGCUUUGCCAGGGUCCAUAUCAGCACCCUCCCAGUAUAGUGAACCAAGGGCCCUACCAGUCACCUUCGUCCCAGUUGGGGCCCUAUCAGCAGAAUCCUGUUCCCGGCACAAUGUUGACUCCAGAACUGGCUACAUCAGUGCUCUCCACAGAGGAUCCCAGCCAGGUCUAUCAACAGACCCGAGUGUCUGUUCCACCUGCAGCACCCACGGUGCACCAUGCCCUGCCACCAAACCUGCAGAUUCCUCCAUCAUGCCUUGUUCCAGCAGAGGGCAUUCUUGCUGGAGGUGAACAGUUCCCUGGUCCUCCUACUUCUCUGCAUCACAGUGUCCCCAGCAGUAUGGCCCCACCCGCCCCCAUAGUCUCUAAGGACUUCCACAUGGUGGAAUCGGUCAUGCAUCUUUCAGCAUCCAUACCUGUCCAGUCAACCCCAACCUUCAUGCCCACACAGCAGCUAUCUGCUGCUCCACAGCAGAUCCCAAACACAGCAGGUCUCACCAUGGGCUCCACCAGUAUGCCAGCCUGUCCUCAGAUACUUAACACAACAGCCCCCACUCAGCCUGAGCAUGUCGUUUUUAUUCCAGAGCCUUCUGAGCAGAUCUUAGCUGGAUCACAACCUCCCGAUCCAGACCCCAGCUUGUGGCCUGAAGUUCUAUCUCCAGCUGGACCAAAGCUGAACCUGAACCUAGCCAGUGCAAUACAGUGCAGCACCACUGCAAUGAAUGCCAACCAGGCACUGGAUUUGCAGAAUAACAACAGUCUGCCAGCAGCUCCCCCAGCUGAGGUAGCAUCACAGCCCAGUGUGGAGGAGGCUUUACCAGAAAAAAUGAUGCCAUUUCAUCAUUACGGCUAUGACAGCCUGAAUUCGGAUGCUGCCUCAGGGAAGGAGCUGAGUGACAGCUGUGAGGGCUCCAUGGGCAGCGGCAAGGCGGAGGGGAAGUCCAGGAAGCACCACCGGCGGUCAACGCGAGCACGAUCGCGACAGGAACGCACCAGCAAGCCCAAACUAAGCAUGCUCAAUGUCUGUAAUACUGGGGAUAAGAUGGUGGAGUGUCGUCUAGAGACUCACAAUCAUAAGAUGGUCACCUUCAAGUUUGACCUCGAUGGAGAUGCACCUGAAGAGAUCACCACCUACAUGGUGGAGCACGACUUCAUCCUGCAGCUGGAGAAGGAGAUUUUCAUUGAGCAACUAAAAGAUAUUGUGGAUAAGGCAGAGGACCUCCUGAGUGAGGACACUGAGGGAGAGAGAAGCUCAGGACCAGGCAGCAGCCCCCAACCAGACCGUACACUUGUUCUCCCCGGAGAAGAGACUGCGAUAAUGACCCCCUCUGACAGCAAGCAGCCCGUCUAUCAGCAGAACGUGCUCCACACGGGUAAGAGGUGGUUCAUCAUCUGCCCUGUGGAUGAAAGCCCUACACCCAACAAGGAAGAGUUGGCUUCACCUGCUGCUUCAACUCCCCCUCCUGCUGCUAUGAAAGGUAACCAGCAUGGUAUGGAGGCAGUAAACAAAGACACAUCUGAGCCACUGGCCAGUGCUGCCUCCCCACCUUUUGUGGCUGAGGAGAUUACCCCAGCAGAGCGAGCUGGACCUAGCGUCACCGUGGAAGUGCAAGGAGGCACAGGAGAACAUCGCGGCCUGCUCAGUCCCCAGUUACUAGACGAGCCCUCGGGUGUCCUCGUCAGAAGCAUGUCUCCCAUCCACACAGCCCAGCAGGCAGUGGAAAUCGUUCGUGCUGCCACCGUUACAGACGGGGUCCCCUGUUGCCCCCUAGUUGCAUCCCUGUCCCUGGAGGCAAACUCUAUUCAGGGGGUGCCGCUGCAGGCACUGUCCGCUGUGGAUGCAGUGACCACUGUGGAGCCUCCGCCUAGUGGACAGGGAGGCUCCGUGCAACAGCCCGUGGUGCUUCAACAGCCCAGUGCCACAUCUCUGCCGCUCUCCCUGCCCCAGAGCCCUGCCCCGUCUCAGGCGGCUUGUCUCGGUGAAUCUGAUGGGGAGGGACCCCCCAGGGUGGGCUUUGUUGACAACACUAUAAAAACCCUGGAUGAGAAGCUGCGCAACCUGCUGUACCAGGAGUACACACCACUGCUGCCUGACACGCCUGAGUCCGCCAGUGAAUCUGUCACCUCGACGCCCGGCCGCGAGAGGACAGGUGGCCUGCCCCGAAGAGGAGAACAGCUGCCUCAGAUUCCUGAGCGGAUGGACAGCCUCACAACUCUCAGUGACUCAGCUGUAACCGCUCCUGAGUGGGGCCAGGCAAAGCGUUACAUAGUCCCGCACUCUGCAUCCUGUUCAGGGUCAAAAAGUCGCUUCAAGCUGUUUCCUGCUACGCCAGAAAUCAGACAGCAUCUGGAGCAGAAUCCCAGGAGUUGGAGCCCCUAUUCUGCCACAGCACCUCCUGUUGUUCAGGGCAGGGAAGAGAGCUCUGAAGCGAAUGCAGAAAAGGGGGUAGUGCCUGUCACUAGCAUCGGCAGAUUCUCCGUGGUCAGCACUCAAGAUGAGGUCACCCUGAGGGUACGCUGCAACAGGUAUUCUGCCCCACCAGACUUCUACCUGGACCCGCCCCCACCUCCAAGACGGAGCCCCUCCCCUGUGGCCGCAGUGAGACCAAAUUCUCACCAACGUUCUUCUGAUUCUGGGGAAGACAGCAGCCCCAUCAAACAUCUGCCCGCCCCGCAGUUCCAGCGUCCCCCCAGUGAGCGCAGGGGCAGUGACCUGGUGAAGAAAGCUGUGGCGUUUCUGAAGAGGUCAGGGCGUAGCAGCAGUGUCCACAGCUCAGAUUCACCUGCCCACGGCAGCACUGGCCACGCCCACAUUGUCCACGCUGCUACUUUCCAUUCCUGCUCCUACGUCAGCAGUGACAAUGACUCGGAGUUUGAAGACCUUGACAUCAGGAAAGAGCUACAGAGACUUAGGGAGAAACACAUGAAAGAAAUUACAGAGCUCCAGGCCCAUCAGAGACAGGAAAUUGAGACGUUGUACAAGAAGCUGGGUAAAUCCGUGCCUCCCAGCUUGGGAUUCUUACCAACAGCACCACCUGCUGGCCGCAGGCGGCGAGCCAGCAAACACAGGCUCAGAGCUGGGAAACUCCUCAAUCCACUGGUUCAGCAGCUGAAAGGCGUGACCAGUAAAACCAGUGAGCCCGCCACGACCUCGCUGACGGCUUCUGGAUCCGCCGAUGGCGCGUUCCGAUCCAAUGCUGGCCUGCUGCCCACCUCAACCUCAGUGCCAGUCCAGACUCAGCAGCCCUGCUCUCUCAGGGCCUCGCUCUCCACAGAUAACAUCUACUGUUCAGGCUUGCAGAAAGCAGGGAGGAUGGCACACGGUCAGGCAGCCCAUGGCUGGACCACGCAGCCUCACACACCAGAGAGAUCCAGCUCCAAGUCCGGCAGCAAACCGCGAGCUCGAUUCCUCAGUGGGCCCGUGUCCUUGUCCAUCUGGUCCACCUUGAAAAGACUGUGUGUAGGCAAAGACCGCAGUAAUAAGUCAUCACAGAGUGGCGGGGUGGCCCCAGCGAUGGUAAAGCAACCCCCAGAUUCAACCCCCCCUCCAUGCCAGCCAGGGCUGCCUCUGGCCCAAGCUAACAACAGCAACAACAAGAAAGGCACCUUUACAGAGGAGCUGCACAGGCUGGUGGAUGAUUGGGUGCGGGAGACUCUGGCAGCGAAGGAGGCCAAACCCCUUCUUGGUCUAACUAGUCCGCAGAGCCAGAGGCACAAGGGGGAGAGCAGAGCACCACCCUCUGACACCAGUGAGGAGGACUUUGGCAGUGUUCCCGGUGUAGGGAAUGUUCAGCCACUCUUCUCCCACACUGUGCCCCCUACACUGGCAUCCAUGGGGUCCGGUUAUGCCAUACGUCCAACCGGUCCAUUCGGAGAAGAAACAGCAUGGCCUGGGAUAGUUCCGGUUAAAAUGCCAGGAGCUACUAGUGCCCUGGCCUUUCCUUCCAUGACGAGUUCCAAGUCCCAGGCCUUUCCGCUGCCUUUGCACAACCGAGUAGAGACAUUCAGCACCAGUGCAAACACCAGCUAGUCCUACUCUUUCUUUAAAGUGUUGCUAUAAUUAACUAGCCCUACUAUUCUGAGCCACUGCACUAUCCAUCUUGUUUUAUAAGUGAUAGCUAAUUAUUAUUAUUAUAAUUAUACAUUAAAUUAUAUUAUAUAUAAUUAUUAUUGAGUCUGCUAUUUCUCCUCUAUCGCCAAGUGUGGCUAAUGCUAAGACUUGUUAGUUACACUCUUCCUUCGCCAAAUGUAGCUAAUGCUUAUGUCAGCUGAUUCAAUUCCUCUUUGGCCAAGUUUUCACAACACUAGUCAUAGGUGUAUGCACUUUUCUCUGUUCCAGUAUGGCUGAGUGACAAUACUAUCUUUUCUUAGCCCUGGUUCACUCUGUUACUAGCGAUAGCUAUCAUCUUUUUUCACCUUCUCUCAUGGCUAAUGCAAGGACCAGCUGGUUUCCCAAGUCCUGUAUGUCGUAUUCUAGGUUCAUCUUUUCAUUAUUUGUGGUGUUGGAGUGCAGCAAAUGCUAGGACUACCUGUCCUCACUUUUGUUUUGUCCAUUGCGGCUGAUCGUUUGACCAUAGGACUACCUCAUUCACAUAUUUCCUUGAAAGUGCUGGGGAAAGAUGGCUUGUGUGUGUUUAGAGUUGGGGAUGAAUAGUCCAUGUUGUCAAUGGCCAAAGGUUUUAAGUAUAUUUUCCUUUAUUGAGUCAGUUAUAGAAGGUAUGAAGUGGCACUGCAUCAGAAAAAUUGCUUCAAAUAAAUAUAAUCGGAGAUGGAAAGUGAAUUUUCGCAUCCUCUGUCUGAGUGUGGCAGGAGGCAGCCAGUAGUUAAAGCAGAAGGUUUGCAUUAGAUGAGGUUUUUCCACAUGGCCAUUAAGCUGCUGGUCCCUUUACUCAAUGUAAACUUCAAACAGUCACUGUGAUUUUUUCUUUUUUCAUAGAUAUUUACUAUUAUCAUUCAUUUAGGAGACUGUGAGCUAUUGAUAGCUCUUACAGAAGUAGUAUUCAUCAAAAAAACUUAAACUUGUACUUGAGGUGACAAAGAGUAUAAGUGCCUUCAACGAUGCUUUUCAAAUAAUUCAGCAAAGGAGCAUGUUGUUUGUAAGGUUUAACUCUUCCUGUGUAUGUAUACUUCUCAUCAGUAUAAAUCUGCUUUGUGUCACAACACAACCAAAUUGGAACAAUAUAAAGAGAAGCUACCUGUGGAGGAUUUUUGGCUUAUUUCUAGUGACACACAUGCUGUUUAAUAACUAUUUGAAGACACCGUCUCUUGGGAUGACAUUGACGCAGAUUACACUCAGUGGCAGUUUCUAGAAUGGGCCCCAUUCUGUAAAUUCUAUCAUACGUGCAUUUACCAGACCACUCUGUUUUGUCCAGUAAGUCAUAUUGUAAUAAGUUAUGCAAUAAUUUUAUGAGUGAUAUAUAAUAAUUACUGUAAUUUUUUGGGGAGAGCAUGAGGGUUCAGCAGGUAGCAUUGUGAUAGUCCCAGAAUUGUAGAUUUGAUUCUCCACUCGUCUCUUGGUGUGUGGGGAUUGCAUGGUGCAUAUGCCGGUUUCUUCCAAAUACUAUGGUUUUUAUCUACUGUGCAAUGACCUGCCGUUCAGCUGAGCUGGUGUCUAAAGAAUUCCUUGUUGUGCAAUUGCCCUGCAGUGGAUUGGUGCUGAAUUUAAUGUGCUUCAUGAGACCCUGUUUGGAUAAGCAGCUGUUGAGAAGGAUAUGUAAAAUGUCAAGUAACCGAGUGCCACUGUCAUUUAUGUGAUGGCUCAGGCAUAUUUUAGGUAUUUAUGUGGACUGUAUGAGAGAGUAGGUAUCACUCACAGCUGCUGAUCUUGCAAUAUAGCCAAAGGUUGUGGACGAGAGUAACCCAAUUGCCACAACAAAAUAGAUAUACACAAGUACAGUGCUGGAAUGGAAGAACCGCUCAUACAAUGAAGCAUUGUAGAUUUAAGGCAAGUGUAAUGUAUGAAUAUUAUAGGCGUAAAGCAUGUGUAGUGUGUGUGUAGCAUACUUUAGGGUUAGAGCAGGUAUGGUGUCUGCCAUAUCAGUCUUGAGCUAUUAUAGUAUCCCCAAUUCACUCUGUGACAGGAUAUAUGAUCACUUUAUCCUCCUAACUGCACAGUUUAUUUACCGAGUUUUUGUACCUUGAUUUUGGCAAAUUUCAGAAAAAAAAUCUUGAUACAGUGGAGAACCCAGCAUGUUUUCUUCUAGUUUCUUCUACAUGAAUAAACGGAAAAAAGAACAAAAAAACCCAUGGAAAACUCUGCACUAAAUUUAUAUAUUACUACUUUUUUUUAAUAAUAAUUUUAUUUUUUUGCAAGUUAAGGCAAAAUUGUACAAUACGAAAAACAUUUGAAAAUAACUUAUUUUACUUUGUUAUGGAUAUAAUUUGCACAUAUUUUAGGAACCCUACUCAACUAAGUCUGUUUUUUUCAGAACCUCUAUAAACAUAGCAGUGUCAUUGAUAAAUGUUUUUUUUUAUUAUUCAUUCACCAAAUGUCUAUGUCAUGCCUUUGAGUAGAAUUAAACUUUUAUAAAAAUAUUGCGCAGAUUCUGCUCUCUACUGAAGUAUUACUCCUGUUUCUCUUGCAUAUUUCUGCGCUGUGACCAAAUACAAGAACCGUCACAGAGGCUUGCACUUUGUAGGAUUGCUUCUACCUGCUGUAUAAUCCUUGCUUUUGGUCACAAACAUGGAACCUGUUUAAUGAGUCAAAUAAACCUAUUCAAUUUCUGAA
Molecule: messenger RNA, 9881 nt
Organism: Paramormyrops kingsleyae
Lineage: Eukaryota; Metazoa; Chordata; Actinopteri; Osteoglossiformes; Mormyridae
Product: serine/threonine-protein kinase WNK2-like
Biological process (GO): protein phosphorylation
Molecular function (GO): ATP binding; protein serine/threonine kinase activity
Source: RefSeq, a predicted model, not a curated record